ACUGGCAACUUGUAACUGUUUUCAAAUUUUGUAAACAACCGCAUGGCAGGUGUACAUUCUCGUUACUUUUUACUGUCAUUUCUUUCUCGUUUCUAUCUGUCCAUGUGCUUUCAAACUACAAUCGACUAUAAAUACACCAUACUUCUUUUUUGUCACGAUGGACCCCGCUAUGAAUUGUGCAGUUGACAAACUCAGUAAUGGACACUUCGAAAGCAUGCCCCCUCCGCAGUCCACUGAGAGCUCUAUUUUUCAAAAGAUUGUCUCUCAAACUACAAGCAGUGCAAAGCCUCCUCAAAUCAGUGACUUUGAAGUCAUCAAACCUAUUAGUCGAGGAGCUUUUGGAAAAGUGUUUCUCGGCCACAAGAAAACCAACCGUAACAAAGUCUAUGCAAUCAAAGUCAUGAAGAAAUCUGAAAUGAUCCACAAAAAUAUGAUAAGUCAAGUUGUUUCAGAAAGAAAUGCUCUUGCAUUAUCCAGCAGUCCUUUUUGCGUACAGUUAUUUUACUCAUUGCAAACAGCCUCACAUGUUUUCCUGGUGAUGGAGUACAUGAUAGGAGGUGAUAUCAAAUCUUUACUCAGUGUUUUUGGAUUCUUUGAAGAAAAAAUGGCAACGUUCUACACAGCAGAAGUAGCUUUAGCUUUGCAGUAUUUACAUGGUCACGGCAUCGUUCACAGGGAUCUGAAACCCGACAACAUGUUGAUAUCUGCUGAAGGCCAUGUGAAAUUAACAGACUUCGGACUUUGUCGAAUAAACUUGGAUCACAAGGACCUAGAGAUGUCAGAUUUGGUUAAUGGUACACCAAAUAAAUUUUCGAACAGGACUCCAGGUCAACUUCUCUCAUUGACAUCUCAUCUUUCAUUCGGCUCUCAUGAAAAGAUGCUGCAGGACCGCUUCAGUUCCCCAUCUCCAUUCAGCACUCCAAAAUCCCUGAUGAAUGACAGUCAGUUAUCCGGUGUUGACUUAUUUCUAUCUACAGAGAAUUUGUCCUCUACUCAAGCAUCAACCAAUCUAAGCUCAACAGUAUUAUCUUUUGUCACUUGCACUUCGUGUUCUCAAAAUGGUCAUCAAAACGGGAACUGUACAUGCAAACAACAAGCUAAUCAAAGCGUAUUCACUCCGUCCCCAUUAUCCACUACCAGAGGAUCCUUCAAACGUCCAAGUGUUCUUCGAAAGAGGAAGCGACUUUGUGGCAGUGACGAUACUGCAUCCCCUUUUCUGCAUUCUGGUUUGACGCAAGAUUUGAGCCUUGUGGACAUCACAAACACCACCCCCAACCAUAAACCUUCUGUCGCUUCGGAGCAAUCUUUUCAAUCUCCACUAAAGAGUGUCCUCAAACAGAGGUUUGUUUCAGACGAAUAUGUAGGAGCAACCGGAGGUGUCAUGUUUUCAACCCCUGUUCUCCACUCCACUCUUAAAUUUAACUCGGACUCUAUUCCAGUGGUCAAAUCAACAAGAUUUGCAUUACCAAAUGAUGUUUCAAUGUCAUCUGUAACCUCUAUGGAUCAUCAGUCAAUGGACGAAUCUGCAAUGAGCCCUAUAAGGACUCCAAACGUGAUUAAAAGGAACAUUCCAUUCAGGACCCCCAAGUCCUUGAGGAAAGGAAAACAAGCAAGCGAUAGUCGUAUCCUCGGAACUCCUGACUAUCUAGCACCUGAACUGCUGUUGAAGAAAGAUCAUGGCUCUGGAGUAGACUGGUGGGCUUUAGGUGUCUGUCUCUAUGAGUUCAUGACUGGUAUUCCACCUUUCAACGGAGAGAGCCCAACAAUUGUCUUCGACAAUAUACUAAACAAAAGAAUGGAAUGGCCUGACGGAGAUGAUGCUCUCUCCUGUGAGGCAAUGCAAGCUAUAGAUCAACUGCUAACGCAGGAUCCUAAUUUGCGACCUGCUGGGGCUGAAGUACGAUCAAUGCCUCUAUUCAACCACAUAGACUGGGAUAACUUGCUGAAUACUGUACCUCCGUUCGUGCCUAAUCCAGAUGAUCUACAUGAUACAUCAUAUUUUCAAGCUCGAAAUGAACUUCAGAACCUGAUAGUCUCAGACAUAGACCUUUGAAAGGUAGCGAAGUGGGACAUAUGUGAGAAUAUUUGUUAAAAGUAAGGAAACUCACUUUCAAAGAAUGCCUACAAAAUAAUUUACCAAUCAUCAUGAGCAUCUUGUGUUUUAAAUUUUUUCUUACACAAUAUUAUCUUCAGGCGUAACUUGAGUUUCAGUGUUCACAAGAUAGUUGCAAAAGAAUGGAAAAAUUGAAAAAUGCGAUCUGUAUCACUCUUGAACACAAAUUGUCUGAAGUUUUUCAACCCUUACCUACAUAUACAUCUAAACUGUAAAUAAGUUACCAGUAAGAAAUAUCUAGGCUCUAGGGUUUAAUAUUGAGACGUUUUUUAUGGGAUCUAUUGGGCUGUGGUUAUUUUAUUUUUUUAUUAAGUCAAAAUAUAGUUAUAAUACAACAAAUUGUCAUUUCUCUCUUUUUAGUUCGAAGCGCUCUACCAUAAAUUUGUAUAGAUAAUACGGUUGGUCUGUUGUCCUAGUCACAGAUUUGUGUUUUGAUGAUUUCUGGUCAUAAGCCAACAAAAGAUACUAAGAUACGUCCAGGCACCAUUUUCAAGACCAAUACACACAAUCAGAUAUCGAUAUCGCCUACCGAAAAACAUGGUAUAUGAUGUCAUCCAUCAUGGUGGUGCGUAUCAUGGUUUCGCCCACUUUGGUUUCAUUUAUGUUUUAAGUUGAGCAGCCAGUACAAAUGUGCGUAUCACUUGGAAGAAAUAAUGGUGUACAGUGUACACUCAAGUGGUGGAUGGCAUCAUAUACCAUGCUUUUCAAAUCUCUGUUAAUAUUGGACAUAAAUACUUUGCGCGGGUUUUAUUAUUUUUUGCCAGUCUAUAAGUUUAAACCAUCAAAGUGCAAUGAAGUGACUAAUGUAACUAACCCAUUGUAGCAAAACUGCUUCUGCAGAGGUAGUGUAGGUAUAGCGUAAAUCAAAAGGAAAAUUGUGCUGUGCAUAGACUGAAUUUUUUUUUUAUGCUUUGAUGUUUACUGCUUGACUCUGAUUCACCAGAAAUUUGUUUAGAGUCAUGCGGUUGCAUGUAUUUUAAUCCCAAAACUGUACUGUACAUCACAGGAAGAUGGACUUACUAGUCCCUCCUCUUCUUUUUCUAGACUCUUUUUAUUUUGGUUUUUUAUUUGUAGAUAAAGUGAAGUAAGUGUAUAACCGGUUAGAUUUUUUCUACCCUUCGAUUUUUAUCUAAAAAGAUGUAUAUCAAAGAAAGGGAAAUCAUUAUUUCAUUUCAAUAUGUAGAUGUGUCGAAAGUUGUGCUCCAACUUCACCUUAAAAUUUUAGGAGCCAUUUGGCGAGAAAACCUAACUUCUGGAUACUAUGUACAAUGUUUUAGGAGCCAUAAAGAUUUUAAAAAUGAUGUAGAGAAUUUUGCAAAAAGGAAGGUUGCAACAGAAGUCAAGACUGCAUGAAAUUUUUAGGCACCAUUUUUUGGCACUACCUCCUUUUUUUAUUGUUGUCGAAGUUUGUAUUGGCACUUAGUAUGUAGUGAAGUUAGGACAUCGAGUAAAAGUAGAGUUCAUAUUGGCGUGAUGCUUGAAUGAUCUUUUCAUCUUUCAGUGUGAAGAUCAAUUUGACGGAUCCGUCCAAAAUCAGCCUCACUGCAUUUCAAGUUGCAUAAUUUUCUCUCUUGUUCAAUUUUUAAACAAAGAACUAAACUAGUUUAAACCUUCAGUAAGCUUACUCUAGAUUAUUACUUUACUAAAUUCCUUGAAUCGGUGUUUUUUAAUUUCCUGUUUUAAAGUUAAAAAAUCAGAGAAAAUUGGACUUCAUUUUGCUAUUAAGAACUAUAAUCUCUAGCCCAUCCGUAAAAACACGAAUGUGCAUGGAAAAACAAAUGGCACAUACGUUGUGUCUAAACCAAGCCAGAGAUUGUAGUUCCUAGCUGUAAAAUGAAGUCCAACUUGGCAAUGUCAAGUUAAGCUGAUUUCACUUGAAUCCGUUCAAUUGGAAGGUAUUUUUCCUUUGUGCUCUUCUCAGAAACUACGAUGACUUGAGAGAUGAAAAUCAUACUGUUGAUUGCCUGGCUUCACAGCCGAGCAAGAAAUUGAGACCCAUUAUCAUUGGAGGACCUUGUAUUUGCAUUCCCUUUUUGUUGCUAGGUUGUCCAGAAAUUUGAAAAUUUUUGUUUUACAUACAAUUUUCCUCAUUAUGCUCUUGGGGAUUUCUUAAAGCCUAGUUAUCAAUUUUAGUGUUAAUUUAUGUAAAUGAAUGGCUAUAGCAAGGAACCAUGUAUCUUGAUAGCUUUGCUCUGUAUCACUGCUCCUUUUUCAUUUCUUGAAUGAAAGCAAGUCAACUUCACUGCAUACAAUGUCCACAAAAUAUUCCGCAACCACUAAAGAAUUAUGUAUCUCGAAAAUUCUAAGGCGGUUUUCAAUUAAUUUUACACUUAAAAAAUAUAGCUUGAUGGAUAGCCUACAAUAUUGCAAACUGAGAUACGUGGUUUCCUAGUUUAGCCACAGGAAGCACUUUGUAAGAAUCUGCCGCCGGUUCCAUCACUUUCCCAA
This is a messenger RNA of Bemisia tabaci, 4561 nucleotides long. It is a transcript of the gene gwl, whose product is annotated as serine/threonine-protein kinase greatwall. The record is from RefSeq and is a predicted model, not a curated record. Gene Ontology annotation, biological process: peptidyl-serine phosphorylation; intracellular signal transduction. Gene Ontology annotation, molecular function: protein serine/threonine kinase activity; ATP binding. Gene Ontology annotation, cellular component: nucleus. Lineage: Eukaryota; Metazoa; Arthropoda; Insecta; Hemiptera; Aleyrodidae.